AUGGACCUUCACGAGAACUCGGAAAAGAAUCUUGUAACCGCCACCUUCGAGCUCCCCGGUCUCAAGAAGGAGGACGUCAACAUCGACGUUCACAAUGGUCGCCUCACCGUCUCUGCCGAAAGCAAAGCCGCCUCUGAAUAUGGGGAGCACGGCUACGCUGUUCGAGAGAGGAGGUUUGGCAAGCUCUCGAGGACUCUCCAGCUUCCUGCCGGCUUGAAUGAAAAGGAUAUCAAGGCGACUAUGGACAACGGUAUCCUCACCGUCACCUUCCCCAAGUGCUCGCCGGAAAUGGCGCCCAAGAAGAUUGCCAUUUCGUAA
Molecule: messenger RNA, 318 nt
Organism: Coprinopsis cinerea okayama7#130
Lineage: Eukaryota; Fungi; Basidiomycota; Agaricomycetes; Agaricales; Psathyrellaceae
Product: small heat shock protein
Exons: 2
Coding region: 1-318 (105 amino acids)
Biological process (GO): response to heat; protein folding; response to hydrogen peroxide
Source: RefSeq, a predicted model, not a curated record